This is a messenger RNA of Marasmius oreades (fairy-ring Marasmius), 1188 nucleotides long. RefSeq lists its product as uncharacterized. The record is from RefSeq and is a predicted model, not a curated record. Bases 1 to 1188 code for a protein of 395 amino acids. NCBI's taxonomy places the organism in Eukaryota, Fungi, Basidiomycota, Agaricomycetes, Agaricales, Marasmiaceae. The transcript has 4 exons.
AUGUCCCCGUCAUCUCCCAGAAAAUAUCGUCGUCCACGUCAAGACCAACAGCAGAGUAGCACACAGAAUGAGACAUCGUCGACAACGUCGGUCUCUAGUAGCGACGAGCAGUUCACUCGAGUAGCAUCCGCAAAUGUCACAACCACUGUGCUUACAACCUCUUCUUCCUCCUCGCUCUCGUCAUCCUCUCCCAUAUCAUCAUCGUCAUUGCAGUCGUCCUCUUUGUCCUCCUCCUUUUCGUCAACUUCCAGCUCCUCCACUCCGACCACAGAAAGCACUUCCUCUUCCUCGGAUAGCAGCUCCUCCAGUCAGACGACAUCAGUGGCAACGUCUUCCUUCAGCAGCUCUUCGGUGACUACUAUCACAAGUUCAUCCAAUGUAUCAGCUCCAACGUCAGAAUAUUUUCUCGUGACCGAAUCUGAACCCACAUCGAGUCUUUUCACGUUUUCGCCGGUUCCCACUCCGGUCACUUACUCCAUUCCUCCUACAAAUUCCACGAGCAGCCAGAGUGCCGCUGAGGCGUCCUCAAAGGGCUUCUGGUCUGACAAGAAAGCUGUUGCGGGUACCUUCACUGCGCUUGCAUUGAUUAUUCUGGGAAUUGGUUUCGCAAUCGUAAUUUUCUCGAUAAGGAAACGGCGCCGAAACAAGGCUAGGGCUAGUGACCGAGAUACCCUAUUCGACAAAUUCCCUCCUGAACCUGGUCUGGUUUCAACCCCACGCCCCAUCUCGUCGUCAACUCACAGCAUAUCGGAAGAUCUUCACCGUAUGCAACCUAUGGAUCCAGACGCAACAGCUGGUAACUAUUACCAGCAUCAAAACAUGAUACCCUUUUCCGAUCCGCCUUACGCCACUGGGAGCCUCACGGAAAUCACCUACUCCUAUGCAAAAGAUGUGAAUAAUCAGUAUCCGAUUUAUGAUGAAGGCCUGAUCUACGGUUCGGCCAACUCCAGCAAUCAGCAUUUGAAUCCUCCAUCUCAAACUUCUUUCGAUACCCAUGGUGGGCGCAAACCUGGCGGUGCUAGUUCUUCGUCAGAGUCCACCUCAAGUCCUUUCCGCGCCCCCUUGCCCGGUGCCGGUGCCUCUAGAAGGAUAUCCCCAGGGACGCGGUCAGCGACUCGAGACAGAGACUCCUAUCAACCUUCUCUUGAUUCUUUCUAUGGUGUUGAGGGUGUCGGCUAUGCACGUUGA